CGAACCGUCAGAGCAUGUAAACAUUAGCCUCACGUGAGAAAACUGGAGAAAGUAAACCACAAGUGGCUACUCUAUUACAAGGAAAGCCGAAGGGUCUAGAAUUUGGUAAGACAAAAGCAGUAGAAUAAAAUAAAAAUGUUGACACCAAAGUUCGAGGUGAAACAAGAUGAAAAGCAAAUAAUUAUUACGGUGUUUGCUCCUUAUGCAAGAAUUUCUGAUGCUGAAGUCAAUAUUGAUGAAGAUACGUUCACAUUUUAUUCCUCUCCGUAUUAUCUAAGACUCACCUUCUCAGGGAAGCUGACUGAUAGCGAAUUAGAGAGAUACACAGCCAAGUUUGAUGCUGACCAAGGAGCUUUUGUAAUCCAGUGUGAGAAGCAGGUCCCCGGGGAGCAUUUUGCUAACCUGGAUAUGUUGACUACCUUAUUGGCACCUCAAGGGGCAUCAAGUGUUAAGAAGCCUCUGAUUGAAGUUGUUGGUGGGAAUGAUGAUGAAGCAGGUGAUGAGGAGGAGGAAGAAAACAUUGACUGGUUUCUUGAACAAACGCUCCCUGAUGAAAAUGUGGUCACAGCAGGACAUAAGUAUGGUUUUGCCAACAAAGACACAGGUGUCUUUACUGCACUGCAGAAUGAGUUGAAGGGUGUCAUUGAUAUAGCAGACCCAGACAACAAAUCAGCAAGUGCUCGAAGGAAGGAACGCAUUGCCUGUGAGCAGAGUGUUUUUGAUGAGGACCACUAUCUUGCAGAUUACUUUGAGAUGGAUACAGUCAGAGAAUACCUUGAGUUUAUACCUGAAUUUUACAGUGUUACCUCAGAUGAAGUUGAGUUAGAUGAGGUAGAUAAAGAAGAUCUUCUUAAGCUUCCACGAAAAGAGCAUCUCUUGGAUAAAGGAGCUAAAUCCAUAGUUUAUCUUGGACUUGUGGACAUUCUGUAUAGUUGGUGCUACAACCAUAGGAUAACACUGGGAGAGAACUGUCCCGAGUCAGCAUGGAACAUUGCAAAACUAAGUGCUACUCUUUCAUGGCUUGAUUCAUUUACACACCUGAGGGAUGUUGUCACCAGUUCCAUGUGUCGGUCACUCAUAUAUCCUCUAAUAAGAAAUUGGCAGUUGUCUAAGGAAGUUUUAAAAGACACUAUCCAAAUUUUGACUCUAGGAAGAAAAAAGGUGUUACACUGUCUUCUUGAAAUACAACGAGAAUUCAAUAAUUCAGAGCCAAGAUAUCUCCUCAACCAGCUUUAUAUCACAGACUACUGCACCUGGAUUCAGACGGUGAAGAACGACAAGUUGAUAAGUUUGGCAGAUUCUCUAAAAAAGGUAAAUAUAGCCAAGAAAGAUGUUGGCCUCGAACUAGAAGAUUUAGAAGUUGCUGCUCACCUUGUCCUGGAGGAAGAAAGUGCCAAUAGCCCAGUUGACAACAUGAAUAAUCUGGCUACACAGAUGGGAGAUAUGACCAUCAUAGAGAAUGGAGCAGCUCUAGGGGUUAACGAAAAUGAAUUUGAUGAGAAUGUUGACAUGUUGAAUAACCAGAGAAGAUCAAACCUCAUUCAUAUAAGUGACAGUGACUCGUCAAGUAGUGACAGUGACAGCGAUGAGGACAGUGAUGAUGACACUGACACUAGUGACUCCAGUGAUGAGGACUCAAGUGACGACUCAGACCAAGAUGAAUCAACUUCUGAUUCCUCUGAUUUAGAUUCUGACGAUGACACUUUGUCCGAGAGUGAAGAAUCUUAGCUGUUGACCUUGUGAUUGGCAAGUUUUUCACAUAUUCUCCAUGUGUUAAAAAGAAACAGGAACAGUAAUAAAGUCUAAAUUGAACAUGUUUACAUAGUUCUUUCAAUAAUGGGCCACAGGAUAUCACAGAUGCCACUACCUAGCAAUCUUUCAGACAUGGGAAUACAGUACUGCUUUCUGUUGCAUGCUGGUGUUAGCAAGAGUUUAGUGAGUCCUUUUUUUAAGCAUGCAUGCAUAUACACAAUUAAGUAAAUAAGGGUAGCAUCUAUGUAUAUAUCAAAGUUUUGUGCAUGAAUGGGUCUAGAAAUGGCAAAGGUUGAAAAUCAAAAUACAUGAAGAGAUUAACUUCCCAUACUUUUGGGCCUGUAUAUAGAAUCUGUAUUACAUCAGGAAGUAUUAA
Molecule: messenger RNA, 2128 nt
Organism: Penaeus vannamei (Pacific white shrimp)
Lineage: Eukaryota; Metazoa; Arthropoda; Malacostraca; Decapoda; Penaeidae
Product: protein SHQ1 homolog
Biological process (GO): box H/ACA snoRNP assembly
Cellular component (GO): cytoplasm; nucleoplasm
Source: RefSeq, a predicted model, not a curated record